Molecule: messenger RNA, 468 nt
Organism: Porites lobata
Lineage: Eukaryota; Metazoa; Cnidaria; Anthozoa; Scleractinia; Poritidae
Source: the annotation of a GenBank genome assembly
GAGAACUGGAAAAAGAUCAGUGAAGACCCAGUUUGCUUUGGAGUUGACGAUGACAGUUUCGGAGGUUUCAGUAUUAGAGAAAGCGGCCUCAUUUAUACAUUCAAACUCGUCCAUCGGAAUGGUUCUGUGACAUGUGAUACUGGUUAUAAACUCAACAACUGGGGUUGCACCCAUCCUCUUUUCGGGAAAAAUCAGUUGUUGACUGUUAUAACGUAUCCCAACAGAUCUGCCCUGUUGAUUGCUAAUUACUUAAGAAGUAAGGCAGGGUGUGAUUACAAGUAUUACGCGUAUCAGCUGGAGGGGACCGAUGUUGACUCUCCAGAGUUGGUUUUCAAUCGCCUUUUACAUCCACUGUCCGUUUCAGUCGGCCAAAAGUUUCAAAUUUGGUACGGGGAAGAUUUGACUGAUUGCGAAGGCAAUAAUAACAUGGGAAUGACAUGCGCGGAUAUAUAUGGGUGGUAUGUUUAA